AUGCCGGCGGUGCCUACACCGCUGGUCGGGGGCGGCCACGAUGUUAUUAUGCAUGAAGACACAGUGACCGGACAAAGGCGACCCCCGACCGAGACCUCCUCGCCAAACCCUAAGGGCGAACGAGAGGCGCAGCAGUCCAAGAAAAGGGUGAAACAAACGGUUCCGAUACCAGGUGAAUCCAGUCAGGCAGGGGGAUCGGCGGAGAAGGUAGGAGCUGAUAGGAAACAAACGAUACCCCCGGCCGGUACCAAAACCCCGGCAUGGGGGGAUGGGAAAGGGGCGGCGAGACGGCUUUUCAGCGAGGCGCCUCGGUCUGAGAUGUGGUACAUUGCAGAUUCGGACUCUGAAGAUGUGAUGGCCAGCAUACGUGAGGAUGGUUUGGAGCAUGAUGGCGAAGGCGAGGGUGAUCCUAAGUGCCCGGCUAUUCAUUACACCGCGGCGGAAGAGAGAAUGUUCUGUCGUCAAUGGAGAUCAGCCCUUGUGGUGAAGGCGCUAGGGCGAACAGUCUCAUACACGAUGAUGCUGAAGCGUUUGCAGAGCAUUUGGGAGAAGGCGGGAUCGAUUCAAGUAAUGUCGGUUAAAAAAGGCUACUUCCUCGUUCGUUUCACGAGUGGGAUAGACUAUGAGAGAGCUUUAACAGGUGGACCGUGGCUAGUGGGUGAUAACUACUUAACCGUACACCCAUGGACGAAGGACUUUAAUCCAUACGAACAUGAGAUUUCGUCGACCCUUGUUUGGGCUAGACUGUUGGAGCUGCCGAUCCACUAUUUCCACCCGGUGGCGGUAAUGAGGAUUGGAGAACGUACAGGGAAACCCAUGCGGGUAGACCAUGCAACACUGUCGGGGGCGCGAAGCGACUACGCCCGAGUUUGCGUCCAAGUUGAUUUAACUCGACCUUUGUUAUCCCAAUUUACUAUCCACGGGAAGAAGUACUUCAUUCAAUAUGAGGGGCUUGACAAAAUAUGUUUGCAGUGUGGUACGUAUUUCGAGCGCAUUCGGUGCUCUUGCAUGGGGAGGAAUGAGGAAAUGGAGGUGGAGGAACCCGCUGCUACCCCUACAAGGACUGAGCCUAAGCAACCAGAUACAGUGUAUGGGGAGUGGAUGAUCGCUAAGAAGAAGCCAAGGUCUCGCAGGCCGACCUCAGAGCCGGAAAGGGGAAGCCAAGAAAAGCGGAGAGUUCAGGUACAAGAGAGGGAAAGACAAAAUGGGUCUCGAUUUAAUGUACUGGAGGUGGAAGAGAUAGGGGGAAAAUCUAACGAGAGGGAGAAAGAGAAGGAGGCUGUGAACCUGACCAACUGUGAGCAGUCCAAAUCCAAUACAAAAGUGGACCCGCCGGUGGAUCAACCACCCUCGGACCCCCAGUAUUCCUCUCCCCGACCUAGUCCGAUAGCAGAAACGGUAACAAAUCACGUUAGCACCAUAUCCCCACCAAGCCAGGGUAGCAAUGCCAUGUGGAUGGAGCUGGGCCAAGGUGACAUGGGGAAGCUUAGCAAAGGGAUCGGUGGUAACAAACAAGAGAAGCCACCGGAUCCCAGAGUUCCGAACAUUCCAAGAGGGGACAUACCAACGAGGAUGGAUGGCCAACAAGGGAAAGUAUUAAGCGACGGUAAUGGGAAGGUAGGAGGGGGCCUCAAUGAGGAGGCUACCUCACUUUGA
Linum trigynum is the source of this 1656-nucleotide messenger RNA. Lineage: Eukaryota; Viridiplantae; Streptophyta; Magnoliopsida; Malpighiales; Linaceae. The record is from the annotation of a GenBank genome assembly.